AGGAAGAAUCGCAGCGGCUGCGCUCCGUCUCUACAGUCCGGGUGUGUAGUGAGUGUGAGCCGCUUCCGUCCUCUCUUGCCUGCUGGUGUGUGUGUGUGUCCCUCCAUGCCUGCUGUGUAAACCUGCUUCUGGCCGCUGUACCCUACUGGACCCCCUCCCCUCUCCCCCGCGCCGUGUAAUGAGUUUUAUCAACAACUUAAGGCGAAGCGUGAAGAAGGAUGACAGUAAAAAGGAAGCCAUGCAGGCACAAGACAUCCCUGUCAGUCUGGACUCCCCAAGUCGGCUGUCAGUCGUAAACAGUCCACACCUGGAUCCCGUCAUCACUGACUUCAAGUUACAGCUACCUGACGACAAAGAUGCUCCUGAGUCAACAAAUCUGUCCAAUGGAUGCUCUCGGUCUGACCUGUCUCUGGCUCUGGAGGACUGUAUGGCCGCUCUGGAUCUGUUCCUCAAGAAUGACUUUGAAGAGGCGCAGGUCCGCCUCAAAUCCAGAACAAAAGACAGCAUGUACCACGCUCUGACCUAUGCCACCAUCCUAGAAAUGCAAGCCAUGAUGACCUUUGACCCCCAGCACAUUCUGGCUGCAGGCAGCACCAUGAAGGAGGCGCAGGCUAUCUGUCAGCGGCACAGGAAGAAGUCAAGCUUUUCUAAAACUUUCACAGAAGAGGAGCUCCAUGCUGAAGUUUGCUAUGCUGAGUGUCUCCUGCAGAGGGCAGCGCUCACCUUUCUUCAGGAUGAAAAUAUGAUUAGUUUCAUCAAAGGAGGAAUUAAAGUGAGGAACAGCUACCAGACUUACAAAGAGCUUCAUGCUGUCCUCCAGUCCGCUGGAUACACUCAUGGUGACAAUCAUGGUCAUUUUGAAGGUGGUGUUAAACUGGGAGUUGGAGCUUUCAAUCUAAUGAUUUCCAUGUUGCCCACACGGACACUCAAGCUGCUGGAGUUUGUAGGUUUCUCUGGUAAUAAGGAGUUUGGUCUCCAGCAGCUUCAGGAGGGCUCUGCAGAAAGCACAUUCAGAUCCUUCCUGUGUAAUAUGUUGCUCCUCUGUUAUCACACGUUCAUGAGCUUCAUCUUAGGCACUGGAGAAGGAGAUGUUGAGGAUGCAGAGAAACUUCUUCAGCCUUACCUUAAAAAAUAUCCCAAGGGAUCCAUCUUUUUGUUCUUUGCUGGUCGAAUAGCCGAGAUCAAAGGCAACCUGGAUGCUGCCAUCAAACGUUUUGAGGAGUGCUGCGAAGCUCAACAGCAGUGGAAGCAGUUCCACCACAUGUGCUACUGGGAGCUGAUGUGGUGCUUCACAUACAAGAGACACUGGAAGAUGGCCUACUUCUAUGCUGAUCUGCUCAGCAAGGAAAACUCGUGGUCUAAGGCAACUUAUGCGUACAUGAAAGCAGCCUACCUCAGCAUGCUGACUGAGGAUGAUUGUCUAACCUUUGGGGAGACUGCACUAACUCUGUUCAGGCAGGUCCCUGGGCUGAAACAGAAAAUAGCAGGGAAAUCUUUACCAACGGAGAAAUUUGCUAUCAGAAAAGCCCGCCGCUACUUUGCAGAAAAACCUGUUCCUCUUCCAGCUCCUCCCCUGGAGAUGAUGUACAUCUGGAAUGGCUAUACAGUCAUUGGCAAACACAAAGAUCUAACGGAGGGCAUGCUGAAAACCCUGGAUGAGGCACAGGCUAAACUUGAAAGCAUACCAAGGACAGAGUUCUCCAUAGAUGAUCAGUGUUUGCUGAGCCUGUUGAAGGGGCUCUGUCUCAAACACCUUGGACAUCAAGAGGAGGCUGAACACUACUUUACCCUUGUCCUCUGCAAUGAGACUCAAAUCAAAUAUGACCACUAUCUAGUUCCUAAUGCCCUGCUGGAGCAUGGUCUGCUGUGUCUGGAGCAAGGCAGAAGAGAUGAAGCUGUUAAACUCCUGGAAGCAGCAAAGAACAAUUAUAAAAACUAUUCCAUGGAAUCACGGACGCACUUCCGUAUACAGGCUGCUUUGCACAAGGCUAAGGGAACUGGAGAUAACGGCAUCCAUGCGCCCUCUAGCCCCUAACAGAAAGAGGAGAGCACAGGAGGGCGGAGACAGCUCUCAUUUUCUCCAGUCCCACAAUGCAAUGCAACACUCCGCCAGGCCAGCCCUGCCUGUUAGGGCAGGCGAUUUGUUUAUUUCAUUGAAAGUUUAGGGGAAGAGGGAGGCUAGUUUUUCUCCCAUGUGCCACCCUCACAGAGAGUUGCAGCUCUUUGCAGCCUUUACCAGACUUUAAUGGAUUUGCUAUGCCUUGAUCCAGAGAAAUAUUACAGUUAACUUCAUUGUGUAAUUUGAAAUAGAAAUCAGUUGAAAAACAUGUUCUCCAUAUGUAUGAAACAUUACCUACAGCAGGCUUCAAUGACUUUUGCCACGGUCACCCAUAACAGGCGCACUACAGUAGAAAACAAGCUCGGUUUUGUGUGAUAUGUGCUGUAGAUUGUUCCCCCUGCUAACCACAAUAUAUGGACAGGCUGGACCUGAUUAAAUCUGAGUACCCAAUAGACUUCAUAUAAAUGAGACAUUAGUUCCACCCAGCCAGCAGCACCAAUUCACCAACUUAAAAGCUCUUCCACAUUUUUAUUUAAUGUAAAUAAGAGAUUAUUGAUGAGGUGAUUUGUCCUUAUGUGGCUAUAAAAUUUUAUGCCAGAUUUAUAUCAGAUCAUGCAACUCACCAAUUAGUUUAUGAGGAUUAUGAGAUCAUUUUUAAUGUGCCACUGGUUAAUACCUUCAUGACUAAAUAAGCAUUUUAUUUUUCAUGUAUGUACAUUUUUUCCAUUCCUUGACACAUAUUGAAACAAUGAAAACCACAAAUGUAAUUGUGUGGACUACUCUUUCAGUCUCCAUUUGCAGAAAUGAUCAGUUCUAAAAUCCUGUGUAUUUACAGUCACAUUUUGUGGCUUUGCACAGAACUUUUUGAAUUACCCAGACACACCAAAUAUUGGUAAGACUUGCAGUGAGAGCUGUUCUUUACAUUUAUAUACUGUAAAUGGCACCUUUUACACAAAUUGUCCUGUUUUAAGAGGACAGAUGAAUUUGUCUUUUAAAAAGGCAGACUCCCUCCUUUUCUCCUCUUGAUGUGUGGGAUGAGCUCCAGCAGUACUUGAGUUUGAACAAACAGGCCAUUCACAGUGAGCAGCAAAGAGCUGUGUGCUUGUCCACCUGCUGCAUUUUUAGUAGGUGAAGAAACCUUGAGCCACUGCAACUACAGUCUUAAUAGUUUUAGUGCAUCAUCUCUAAACAUUCUCUGCUGCUCCUGUUUUAGGCUCGCUUUCUAUGAACCACCUAUAGAGGGACUUGACAAUUGUAACCACAUCCUGUGUCUAAUAAUCUUUAAAUGAACAAAAUGGCUCACCUCUUUUAUGAUUGCAAAGGCUAUGUGUACCUGCACUGAGUGUUAAAAUAUAAACCGAUGGUGUUUCAAAUGUUGGAAUUAGAGCACUGCUUAUUUAUAAUUGAGUGAGGUUUUUCAGUUUCAUAAUUUGGAGUCAGUUUCAAAUUUUCUUUAGUGGUGAAAGAAAUCGAUUCUUAUUGUUUUAUUGUUCUAACUGCAGUCUCUAGAUAAUUUUCCAAUGAAAUAUCACACUUUACUUUCUAUUCAUUAAGCUUGAAAUACUUAGUUUUUGUUUGUUUGUUUGUUUUUUAUUCGUUUUACGCAUACAGCCAUAGAACAUUCCAAUCAAAAUACUGUGUGUUUACACAAUAUAUUAUACUGGGCAUGGCUACUGUGCAGAAUUACAUUCAUGUACAUGUUCCUUGUGUAAUUUAUGAUGACAUUAAGAUGAGUAACUAAA
This is a messenger RNA of Melanotaenia boesemani (Boeseman's rainbowfish), 3801 nucleotides long. RefSeq names its product tetratricopeptide repeat domain 39A (gene ttc39a). Bases 179 to 2035 code for a protein of 618 amino acids. The record is from RefSeq and is a predicted model, not a curated record. The transcript is spliced from 21 exons. Gene Ontology annotation, molecular function: protein binding. NCBI's taxonomy places the organism in Eukaryota, Metazoa, Chordata, Actinopteri, Atheriniformes, Melanotaeniidae.